Ictalurus punctatus (channel catfish) is the source of this 4641-nucleotide messenger RNA. RefSeq lists its product as uncharacterized. Lineage: Eukaryota; Metazoa; Chordata; Actinopteri; Siluriformes; Ictaluridae. Bases 269 to 2008 code for a protein of 579 amino acids. The record is from RefSeq and is a predicted model, not a curated record. The transcript has 12 exons.
UCUCUUCCCUUUCUCCUUUCUCGCGCUUGUCCCUCUCUCCCCCCUUUCUCCUUUCUCGCGCUUGUCCCUCUCUCCCCCCUUUCUCCUAUCGCUCUCAAUCACCUUCUUCCCUUCUUCCUUUUCUCAUGAGAUUUUCAUGAGAAAUCCCACACACAAACAGCAAAGGGUUAAAAUAAUAAUUUUUAAAAAAUGAAUUCAUUAGUUGUGUUGCAGCUGAGGAAGUGGAUCUGCUUCACCAUUAUUGACAGAAGAUGCUAAUGCUAGAGCAAUGGCGCUCAGUAGGGGGAAGGGCUCGCUGGACAGUAGCUCAUCAAUCAGAAGUGAUCUGGAGAAAUGUUCCCUCAACACACACGCCAGGGCUAACACGGUUAUUGUAGAGAAGCUAGAAAAGGAGAACGCCAAACUGAUCGCGCAGUAUGAAGAGCUGAGGUGUCAGUAUGUGCAGCUCCUAGAGGAGGCCAAGGAGGAGAAGUUUGACGAGAGGAGAGUCAACCUGCUCAAGGCUCAGAUCAUGCAGCUGGAAAGACAGGUGAUUUUGCUGUCCGAGGGCUUGAGCUCACAGGUCUGCCGCCUUCAGGAUGUGGAGAAAGCCCUUGAUCCUCUAACACAGAGAUUAAGGUCGCUGCUGUGCUCCGGGGAUCCUGCUGCUGCUGACGUGGUGAUCACUCGGACAGAGCUCACGCAGCUUACAGAAAGGUGUGAGGAUGUGAGACAAAAGCUGCACAGAAAUAAUAAGGUGACUUCCCUGGAGGAUCUCGCCAUGCCCUGGAUACUGACUAGGUCGAAACUGAGCAAGCAGCCCACCACCCUGCUGGAUCUCUGCUAUGGCAAGACGAAGAACCUAAACCUUCAGGAAGUGAGCGCCCUGGAGUCCGAGCUCAGCCAGCUGUUCAAACACCUGCACGGAACGAGACAGACCCUCAGCCUCAUCCUGGCUCCUCACCAAGAACCUGACAGUCCCGCCGUACACACGCCUCCUACAGCCGUCUACGCCCGGUUGCUGAACCAGUCGCACCACUGCUGCGCAAUCCUGGACCGCUGUUGCCUCGACCUCUUGACCCUGUCUCUCAUCGUGCCCUCGGCACCCUGGGCCAGCCCAGAGCAGCGGGUAAUUCAGGAGCUGGAGGUGGAGAAUAUCCUGGCAGCGCUGCCAGCUUUUCCCCGAGGAGCACCCCUCCAGCGUGCAAGACGCGCCGCCCAGGCCCUGAGCCGAGCCGCCAAUUACUCAGUACUGAUGGCCCAACAGCAGGUGGAAGCUCUCGAGGCCGAGUUGGAUUUCCAUAGAAGCUUGUACAGCCUGCAGGUCCGGACCGUAGAGGAGCUCGUCCAGGGAAUCCGACAGGCGUAUCGAGCCUUCCAGGAGAACAUCUCUCAGAGUCUGUGUGUUCCACUGCAAGAUGUCCUUUCAUGCUACGAGGAUCUGAGGAGCACAGCGUCAGAGACUGCACUUCACCGCUUUCUGUCAGCUUUUAAGAGCAACUUGGCGCAGAUACGAGAGGCGGUGGAUGCCUUCGGCCCUUCAAAGAGUGAAGGAGAUGAUGUCCUGGCGCAGUAUGGCCACGAUUUCCUGCACACUGUGGAAAAGCUCCUGAAAGAGUGUACCGAGAACAGAGAGAAAGCAGCAAGUCAGCUACACUCCCUCCAGCAAGAGCAGCAGCAGGCCGUUCAGACCCUUCACAUCCUGCGAGCCCAGAGAAAGGAAGUGAGUGCAGAAAAGGACCAGCUUCAAUCGGCAUGUCCUGGGAGCGCUCCGUGUGAGAGUCCUGCUGCUCAGUCUGGAAGUGCGGGAAAAUCCAGUGCUGCACCUAAAGAGCCGUCUACCACGCCAGCCAAUCGGAGAAGCCGAGAGAUCCGAAGAGCUCUAUCGGUCCAUGUCUCCAGAAACAGCUCGUCUCAAGAGAAGGGGUUCAACCAGAGGCCGGGCAGAGAGGAGGAUGGGCUGAAGAGGAGGAGUUCUUUCAGAAGCAAGAGCAGGAAGACUGUAGAUAGACCUGAGUGGCAGACCUAGACAUGUUGAGAGGAAGAGAAACCAUUUACAAGUCCAACCCCUCCAUUUUUAAACUACUUGCCUGUCCUGUGAAAUAUUGAAGCUCUUGAAUAGUGAGGUGGGGUGUGUGUGUGUGUGUGUGUGUGUGUGUGUGUGUGUGUGUGUGUGUGUGUGUGUGUGUGUGCGUGUUAAUGCCUGUUAUAAAAGCCUCUCUGGCUACACAGACCUGGUGGAAAUGAAAGCACUUAAAGAGCCUUGUUCCAUCGAUGUCAAGCAAAGUCUAUGUCUAUUUCUUUCAGCUUUCUAGGCCUCGGUCAAGGCGAGACAAGCCAGGGGUGCGUUACAGGAUCACACAAUAACACUGUUUUUAUUCAUUCCUUCAAAAAGCUGUCAAAGCAGGUGUGUCUUUUAAAGUGCAACAAGCCCUGCCCUGAUUAUCACGCCGAUUUUCUCUGUGUUGCCUUUGUUUGGAUAGGUAGAGUUGACUCUGGGUUUAUUUAAUCUGACUUUGUUUUUUUGUUUUUUUUGUAAGGAACACUAAAGACAAGAUGAACCCAAACCUGCACACCUGACCAUUUUCACCUUGUUAGUUCAUGCCCCUGAUCACACCAUCUGUUUCAUCCACUUAAAUGACCGAAUCUUUGUUUCUUCCAUUAAAAUGCAAUCCCGAUUUACUUCCUCCUCCCCCAGCGAUCAGUGGGCCUCGUUUAAUAACCUUUUAAUAAAAGAUUUUGCAGGCCAAACCUCAGGAACAUUGAUUUUCUUCAUAAUCGUACGUGCAUAUUGAUAACCACUUUUAAAGUAUUCAUUCACAUUCACAGCGCAGCUGAUUUUCGAUCUAGCGAUGCCCACCACUCAGGGUGAUGAGCUACCACAGAACCCGCUAAAUCCGACGCUAAUGUUGUCGUUCUUAUGGGGUGCCAUUUUUAUUUCUUUCUUGGUCCUAAUUGAAAGUCUUAUUUGUGAUACUUUACGGCUCUGUUUUCUUUGCUUCCUUUCGCAGUUGAAAUGAGUAAGCUAUUUUAACUUGACAACAUAAUCCUUUAUAUAAAUCUGAAGUAACUUGAGACGGCGAUACGAUCUGAAGCUUAUACAUCAUGGUUCACGUUAAUGACGCUCCGUAUACAUAAACUCCGGAGCUGUUCUUGGAAACGAACAAAUUUCUUGUAUAAAUGCUCCUGCGAAUGAUUUACGAAUAAAAAAAAAAGUUUGUAUUCAGCUUGAUGAGGCCCGCUGAGUGAAAACAAGUAUUUGUUUAUAUUGAAAACGCCUCUUUUCUCAAUCCAGUGAAAUCCCAACGGAUAUAAAGCCUAAUUCCAGCCAUACGUUGUUUCCUGCCCAAAUCUCCAGUUUCACUCAGAAAUCCGUCACGUCACUACGCACUAUGAUUUUCAUUCCGUGUGUCUUUGAUAAAUAAAUUGUGUCUGCGUGUCCUCGUUGAUUCUUGCACAGUGAGCCUUGGUACAUCGGCUACUUCACGUUCCCUUUGUAAAGCAGUACGAUCUUCGAGCCGUUAGAUUUGUUUAUUGAGCACUUUUGUGGCUUGUUGCCUUUAGACCACAGGAUUCAUUGAAUAUUCAUGAUGCUUGAAUGUUUGUUACUGACACCAUUAGCAUAUUUCUUCCAGAUUAGGCCCUGCACCCACAGCAGGUCAUAAAAGACGCCCCCCUGAGUCCUCCAUCUCACGCUUAUUGUACGAUACAGUAUGACAUCUCUGCCAUUAGACAGCAGCGUCGUUGUCCUCCUUUUCUUUUCUCUCUCUCUCUCUCUCUCUCUCUCUCUCUCUCUCUCUCUCUCUCUCUCCUCCUCCUCUUUUCUCUUGCUGCUUCUCUCUCCACACAAAGGUAGUCAUGGGACGCAUUAGUCACCUCCAUGCAUCUGUCUUCCUCUCUGACAGCUUAGACGUGAAUACAAAAGGUAGAACGACAGAGCGAGAAGAUGAGAUAAGAGGAGUAAAAUGCGAAUGGAGUCAUUCUUCUUUCUUAGCCCCAUAGCUUUUAGAUGGAAAGAGCGCUUUCUCUCAAGUCUUUCUUUCCUAAAUUUCACUGUCAUGCAUUAUGCAUAAGACUCCCUUCCUUGUACACAAACACUUCAGGGCCUGCUUUUACUUUUAUGCUCUUGCCAUGAGCAUGUCUCUCUCCCUCUCUCGAUCUAUCUGUAUUCACCUCUCUCUCUCUUCAGCUGUCUGACUCUCCUUCCAUCCUCCCUGCAGGAACACAAAUGGCUCGGGAGGAGCUAUUUCCUCUCUGAACUCUAACUUGAUUAUUCUGCAUUUGUCCUCCAUCUUAUUUUUAUUUUUUUUUACCCUUCCCUUAUGCCUUGAUGCUAACCCCCCCUCCCCACCCCACACACGCACACAUUUGUCACAACGAAAACUUAAUUUCAUAAAAAAAAAUCUCCCAUGGCCAUGAAUAGAAAAAGCCAAAAGCAUAAUCAGCCUCAGUCCAUUUCUUUAAUUACACAGUUCCAGGAUUAAACACAGAAAUGUUUAAUGUGACUAAUACGGUUCAGGCGUGUAAAUGUGGAACUUUCAGAACUUAAUAAUGGAUUUCAAAUGAAUUCUAAGAGACGCAUUGAGUUAUGUGUACUCAUGGACUUGUUUAAUGGGGAUUUUUUUUCCUCACACUACAUAUUUAAGGAAUACUCUGGAUUUC